AUCGCCACCAUCUCGUACCUGGACUCAGCCCGCUGGCGUUCAUCUAUCUUACAUCCAAUCCAAGUUUCCCACUCCGACCAACCUGUUUCUCGAUGAUGUGUUUGACCCUCGUUGCUCCAUCUACUAAUGCAGUGGCUGGGGUCUAUCAUUGGCGUCCGCCUGCUCCCAACCUCCAUCGUCAACCCAGCCUCAUCUUCAAUCCUAUCAUGUCUUAUUCUCCGAAGCCUCUCUGACCAUGCCUUCCAUGUCUCCUCCACUCUCGUCACCGUGCGUCUUUUGCUGAACAUUGGUUUUGCCUUUAUGCAUUGAUGUUUUCUUGAACAAAAUACUAAUGAACCUGCCCGAACACGCUCUACUUUCAACAGUCAAAAGCACAACUCCUCAGUAUCAGCGAACCCAGUCUCUAGAAUCCUCUGCUGCUACUCAAGAAUACUUCUCUGAUUAUGCUUCCGACCCCGGCAGUCAAAAAUCCGACGACUCCAAGGCAAGCUAUGAGACACCUCCGUCCCGAAUAUCCACACCACUUGUACAGCAAAACCCCAUUGAUUCCGAGAUGACCCUUCCUUCGAGGCCUGGCGCAGUCCAGCCGGCACCCCUCAACAUUCGACGCGAUCAGAACAAUGGACCGUCGACCGUGCGAAUGCUUUCGAGCUUCGAUGAAAUGAGCCCUCCUACACCCGGAGUUGACGACACACCAUACAUAAGAUUUGCGAUUGAACAAUUGACAAGAGAUGAGGACGUCUUGGGGCGUGGGAGACAUAGUACUGCGUCAGCAUUGCAGGAAACUUUGUCCCCAGUCUUCCCGCAAGUUGAGUCGGAAGACGAAAGCCCUCAUACUCCUACACCAUUUCCACCACCACCGACUCCACCACAACACCCUCCAUCGCCACAGCCUGUGCCUCCGGUGCAGAGAAAGCCCGUCACGCAGGAGGUCAUGAUUCCUGUCGAUUUGUCGAAGGACCUAAGAUCGCAGCUUGGCUUUGUACCAAGACCUUUACGACUUCCCAUUUUGAUACUUUUUCUAUUCCUUUGCCUAUUAAUGAUCGCCGGUUUAAUAUUCAGCCUCGUCUUCAUUUCGAGCAACCACGGACUCUUCGACUACGACGGAAACGCAACGCCGCGAUACUUUGUCUUUCAAUACCUCCCGCAACUCCUCGGUAUCAUCCUGAUCCUGUGGCUUUUCGUCAUCGAAGCCACAGUGUACAGAUGCUUACCAUAUUUCUGCAUGGCUCCGGGAAAUCGCAAUCCUUGGGUGCUGCAGGAAAUGCGCAUCGUUCCAGCCAACUAUAUCCUUCCGGACUUGACCUUCUUCCGAACAGGCGAGAAAAUGCUGGGUGUGGCGUUCCUCAUCUUCUGGCUGAGUAACUUCACUGUGCCUCUUCUCAGCUGUCUGUACCAAACUCAAUGGAUCACGAAUGAUGGCCCUGCACGCUUUCGCUGGACGACUGUCAGGGGUGUGGGUUGGACUUUGGUCUCACUGUACGGUCUGCUCUGCGCAGCAAUCAUAUACUGUAUGCUCCGCUUCCGACGAUGGAACUCCGGCCUCCUGUGGGAUCCACGGUCUGUCGCUGACCUCAUCUGUCUUUUCCGCCGGUCAAAUGUCGUCUCCGAUUUUGAGCAGACCGAGGUCUCUCAGGAGCCGAACCGGCAAAUGGCGCCUCGAACUUGCCGUUUGGGCUUCUGGACUACCUCUGAAAGAUCCGAUGUCUUCCACGCCGUGGGCGAGGAGUAUGCCCCGAUAAAGCGCCUUUCAUUGCAACAAUCCCGACAGACCGAGAAAGUGUCUGGCGGCCCUCUUCAUCCGAAUCAAGCGGUGGAUGUCGAAGCUCAACAACGCCUUUCUUACGGUUCUGCAUUCUCACGGAACAUCCACUCGCCUUAUGUGCGUUAUCGCUGGACGGUCUGGUUUCUCCGAGACUCUGCUGUCCUGGCAUGGAUCAUUGCAGCGCUUAUCCUGGUGAUUGCUUUUCUGGUUGUUAGUUUCGUCAACCGUGCCGUCCAGAAUGGUUUCGAGCCCCUCAUUCCCUCGCUUACACGUUCGGGAGGUUUCUCUCCUGCCGACUUCCUAUACAGCUUCCUCCCGUCCCUUCUCGGCAUGGUCCUUUUCCUUGCAUGGCAACCGAUCGCCAUGUAUUUCCGGGCCGUGCAACCGUUCUGCAAUCUCUCUCGACCAACUGGAGCUGAUGCCCGACACUCACUAUUACUGUCAUAUCCAGCUCACGGUCCGAUUACUGUCAUUGUGAAGGCGCUACGUAACGGCGACUACAAGGUCGCCUACAUCAGCUUCAUCUCACUCCUCUCCCUGUCGAUACCAGUCCUCGCAGGCGGUGUCUUUACAGCUCAAUUCUUCUCGGCGGAGGAUCGGGUCGGGAUGGUUGCCAGUAUGCCUGGAUACAUUGCCUUGUGUGUCCUUGUCACCAUCUACGCGUUGUCCUAUUUGAUCAUCUGGCCUACCAGGAAACGCUAUCUACCACACAACAUCAACACCGUUGCAGCCUUGAUGAGUUGGCUCUAUGCAAGCCCGCUGCUCGGCGAUACCGCUUUGCAGAAUAUCCGCACAAAAAAUGACUUAGUCGAAAGACUCAUGGGCUCAUCAUCUCCUACAACGCUGACAGGCGACGUCUCUGGUAACGAAGAAGGCGCAACGAAGAAGCGCUUCCGACGUACCGCCCGCUACAGUGGGCAAAAUGCGCCACGCUUCGCGUUCGGUAUAUUUAUGGGCAGAGACGGCAAGGAGCACCUUGGCAUUGAUCGGUUGCAAAGACCUGGGAGCAGGGAGAUGCUCGUCGUGCCUGAUUCAGGGUGAUUCACGACAAACUACUCGAGAAGGGACCCACGACCCUUUGUACAUUCACGAUUGCUUCCGCAUUACCAUUCUUAUGAUCACGAAUUUUGAGCGUACGACAUUUGAUGCUUAGAGGGGGCUGUGGUCUCUUGAUAGGCCGUUGGCUACAUACUUAUGGCGCAAUGGAAACACAUGCAUCAUGGAAGCACCAAGGAGAGACGAAAAUGCUGGACGGGUACUAGAGGGCAGAUUUAUACCAAAUGUACAGAGCAGCAACAUCUGCUUUCAAGAAAAGCUUUGCGAUAGCUAAUUGAUAAUGACUAUGUCACCCGACUUGGGGAGACAAUCACCUAUACGAA
This is a messenger RNA of Exophiala xenobiotica, 3144 nucleotides long. RefSeq lists its product as uncharacterized. NCBI's taxonomy places the organism in Eukaryota, Fungi, Ascomycota, Eurotiomycetes, Chaetothyriales, Herpotrichiellaceae. The record is from RefSeq and is a predicted model, not a curated record. The coding region runs from base 332 to 2806 and encodes 824 amino acids. The transcript has a single exon.